AAUCUCUCACCGCCAUUAUUAUAGCUAAUUUCUAGAUUUUUAUAUUCCAUGGACGCUUGUGGGGAGGUGGCCAUAAUCAAAGGUGUUGCAUCAAUUUUUCUUGAUUGGCAACCCUUGUCAAUAUAGUAUUCAAAUCUUCAAUUAUUUCCUUCAUUAGGGAUAAGCAUAUUUCAGAUAAAUCUUCAUAUUUUGAAAUUUCGAGAUACAUUUCUUCAUCAAGGAAAAAAUGAGUUCUCAAGAAAGUGGGAGAGAAAAGGAAAUAAUAGAGUUAGAUGAAGCACGGCUACAAGGGCAAGCGGAGAUAUGGCGAUACAUGUUCAGCUUUGCAGAUUCCAUGGCGCUUAAGUCUGCCGUGGAGCUCCGCAUAGCUGACAUAAUACACUCUCAUGGUGUCGCCAUCACUCUAUCGCAAAUAGCUUCAUGCAUUAAUGGCUGCCUUACUUCGCCGGACAUCACCACCCUUGCUCGCAUAAUGAGAUUGCUCGUCCGUAGAAAGAUUUUCACUGUCCACCACCCUUUAGACGGUGGAGAUCCCCUGUACGAUCUGACUCACUCAUCGAGAUGGCUGCUACAUGACUCUGAGCAAACAUUGGCGCCCAUGGUAUUGAUGGAGAACCAUCCAUGGCUAAUUGCUCCUUGGCACUGCUUUAGCCAGUGCGUUAAAGAAGGUGGCAUUGCCUUCAAAAAAGCUCAUGGGCGUGAGAUAUGGGAUUUGGCAUCAGGAAAUCCUGAAUUCAAUAAGCUUUUUAAUGAUGGCUUGGCUAGUACGUCUAAGGUCGUCACCAGUGCUAUUCUAUCGGGUUACAAACAAGGGUUAAGCUCUAUUGAAUCAUUGGUUGAUGUCGGAGGUGGGAUUGGAGGCUUAAUAUCAGAAAUCGUAAAAGCAUAUCCACACAUUAAAGGUGUUAACUUCGAUUUACCGCAUGUCGUCUUGGCGGCACCAGCAUACAAUGAGAUCUCUCAUGUUGGUGGUGAUAUGUUCCAUGUCAUUCCAAAUGCUAAUGCGGUAAUUAUGAAGUGGGUAUUGCAUGAUUGGGGUGAUGAAGAUUGCAUAAAAAUAUUAAAGAAUUGUAGGAAAGCAAUUCCAAGAGAAAAUGGGAAAGUGAUAAUUGUUGAAGUUGUUGUGAAAGCAGAGGGGAGUGGAGUGUUCGAUGACAUGGGGUUCAUAUUCGACCUCCUAAUGAUUGCACACUCCAGCGGUGGAAAGGAGAGAACCGAGGUGGAAUGGAAGAAAAUCUUGGAAGAAGGAGGCUUCUCUCGCUACAAAAUCAUUGACAUUCCUGCAUUGCCUUCCAUCAUCGAAGCAUAUCCAGAUGAUCAGUAGCAGUAGCACCACUACAUGAUUCUUGUUGUUGUUUAGGAUAAUGCCUGCAAUGGGGACUUAAUUUUCUAUUUUAUGAAUCUACUUUUAUUUCAUGUUAUGUUUAGAUGAAGUAUUAUUUUUUAUGUAUAUUUUAGUAUAUGAUUUAAUAACAAACUAAUUUAAUUGGCAAA
Gossypium arboreum is the source of this 1494-nucleotide messenger RNA. RefSeq names its product xanthohumol 4-O-methyltransferase-like. Lineage: Eukaryota; Viridiplantae; Streptophyta; Magnoliopsida; Malvales; Malvaceae. The transcript has 3 exons. Bases 227 to 1324 code for a protein of 365 amino acids. The record is from RefSeq and is a predicted model, not a curated record. Gene Ontology annotation, molecular function: S-adenosylmethionine-dependent methyltransferase activity; protein dimerization activity; O-methyltransferase activity. Gene Ontology annotation, biological process: methylation.